AUGUUUCGUCGCUCUUCCGUUGCAUUGGCUCACAACGUCAAAUCUGUCACACGUACCUUCAGCACCGGUGCCAAUGCCUCCGGCGAGGUUAAAUUUGAAUUGACAGUGCCCUAUCAAUUGCAUCGUCUUGAAGAAGGACCGUCUGAGUUUGCAAUGACGGAUCGUGAAGAAAUGAUGCAUUACUAUAAAAUGAUGUAUACUAUGCGUCGUAUGGAAAUUACAAAUGAUAAUGAAUACAAGGCCCGUACUAUUCGUGGUUUCUGCCACUUGUAUGAUGGUCAAGAAGCCGUAGCUACUGGUGUUGAGGCUGCUUUGGAUCGUACGGAUUCGUGGAUUACGUCGUAUCGUAACCAUUGUAUCAUGCUUGCUCGUGGUGCCGAAGUGAAAGAUAUCUUGGCUGAAUUGUUUGGUAAGAAAGAUGGUGCAACGGGUGGUAAGGGUGGAUCGAUGCACUUUUACAAUAAAAAGGCCAACUUUUACGGUGGACAAGGUAUCGUUGGGGCCCAAGUGCCUGUGGGAACGGGUUUGGCUUUUGCUAGCAAGUACAACCACAAGGGUGAUGGCCUUAUGCCAUGUUCCAUUACCAUGUUUGGUGACGGUGCCGCCAAUCAGGGUCAGGUGUUUGAAGCUGCCAACAUGGCUGCUCUGUGGAAAUUGCCGGUCAUUUUCUGCAUUGAAAACAAUCAGUACGGUAUGGGUACGUCUGUUGAACGUUCGUCUCACAACACGGAAUAUUACACCAUGGGCAAUAAGAUUCCCGGUAUCAAGUGCGAUGGUAACGAUGUGCUUGCAGUGCGUGAGUGCACGAAGUUUUUGAAGACAUGGUGCGGCGAGGGCAAGGGUCCUAUCUUUGUGGAGAUGAAUACGUACCGUUACCACGGCCACUCCAUGUCUGACCCUGGCGUGACGUACCGCAAUCGUGAUGAGAUCUCGCAGAUACGUGCAUCGCGUGAUCCUAUUGAGCUGGUGAAGAAGCGCAUGAUUGAGUCUGAACUUGCUACGCCCGACGAGAUCAAGGAACUGGAGAAGAAGGUGCGCGCCGAGGUCGUGAAGGCUACGAAGGAGGCCAAAGCAUCGGGCAAGCCUGAUGAGUCUUCGGCCUUUGAGGGUGUGUACUCGGACAGCCAGGGCAACAACCAGUACCCGCCGUUCAUCCGUUUCCCCGACUACGCCAAGAGCUUGUACAACGGCAAGCGCCAGUAG
Peronospora belbahrii is the source of this 1203-nucleotide messenger RNA. Lineage: Eukaryota; Oomycota; Peronosporomycetes; Peronosporales; Peronosporaceae. The record is from the annotation of a GenBank genome assembly.